GGACAUACAGAAGCUGCUGCUCCGCUCUGCUUUUGAUGCUUCAUCCUACUUCUUUGUCUCUCAGCUAUCUUUGGUUAUGUUUUUUUGUUACCCCGUGACAAAAUAUUGUCUAUACGCUGCGUGAAGCUUUUCUACAAACAAAGUACGUUUUCUAAAGCACAAAGUUGGAUUCAAAUCCUAAGACAUGAAAGUAGAUGAUGAUUACGUGGAGUAUGUUCCAGUGGCGAAGCGUAGAGCAAUGCAAGAGCGGAAGGGAAAGGUGAUGGAGGACAAGGAGAAGCGCGCACCUAGCUUACUCGUUAAAGCAACUCAGCAGCAGCUCAAGAGGAGGAGGAGGAGAGACGUUAGUGCCACGGAGCAAAUUAUAUUACAAGAGAAGGAGAUGAUGGAGCAUUUAUCUUGUGAUAAGAAGACGCUUAUGUCUGUUCGUGAAUUGGCCAAAGGUUGGGAACCACACCCUGGGAGCAUCAUGUCGAGCAAACAGAUUGAUUUGACUAGGAAGCAAUUUCAUAUUAUAGUUAGUGGCGAAGAUAUUCCUCCGCCCAUCAAGAAUUUCAACGAUAUGAACAUUCCGAGAGGUCUUGGCGUUACGCUCAAGGAGAAAGGGAUAGUGAAGCCAACUCCGAUCCAAGUUCAGGGUCUUCCUGUGAUUUUAUCAGGAAGAGAUAUGAUCGGGAUUGCCUCCACUGGAUCUGGAAAGACGUUGGUUUUCGUGCUUCCCAUGAUCAUGAUAGCUCUGCAGGAGGAGAUGGUGCGUCAAACAAGAAGCAAAGAUUGUCACCUCCUCGAGUGCCUGCAGAAUACUCUCGUCUCAUU
Molecule: messenger RNA, 816 nt
Organism: Brassica oleracea var. oleracea
Lineage: Eukaryota; Viridiplantae; Streptophyta; Magnoliopsida; Brassicales; Brassicaceae
Product: DEAD-box ATP-dependent RNA helicase 35-like
Biological process (GO): mRNA splicing, via spliceosome
Cellular component (GO): spliceosomal complex
Molecular function (GO): RNA binding; RNA helicase activity; ATP binding
Source: RefSeq, a predicted model, not a curated record